Molecule: messenger RNA, 614 nt
Organism: Ambispora gerdemannii
Lineage: Eukaryota; Fungi; Glomeromycota; Glomeromycetes; Archaeosporales; Ambisporaceae
Source: the annotation of a GenBank genome assembly
AUGGACAAUUAUUCUUUACCAACGAGUUCAAGAUGCAGUGGCAAUAUUUCGUCGUCGCCCAUAAAUCGAAAUGAUCAAAAAAGAAAGCAUCAUUCAUUCCAUUUCCCUUUACUUGACUUUGAAAAAUUCUUUCCGGAAGAAGUUGAGUUCUCAUUGCCCGCCUCUUUCUUAACCACCGAAAGGCAAAAUGGACUAUGUCAAGACGUGAACAUGACACUCGACAAUGUAGCACACAGCGCUAUUCCAGAUGACAAAAACUCUAUCUCAUACUCUUCAACCUUUAGCAAUAAAAAGGUCAAACACUCUAAUACAGGCACGCCAAUAAAUACAAAACCAAUGCAAAAAAAGUCUUUGUCAAGUACUCGCAUCCUCCCGAAGCUUACACGCGUGAGAAAAUCUCGUAAAAGUUCGCGCACGUUACCAAAGUUUGGGGAGCAGCAAAUUUCCUUAUCGCCAGAGGUGAAUCAUGAGAAUUCUAACGACUAUAACAAUGUUAUAGUUAAUACUUCAAUAUUCACCGAGAAAAUGUCGCCAUCUUCUGUUUUUGUUGGUGGAUCGAUAAAGAUGGAGACGACGCAAACUCUCGAUGAGAAAUUCUUAGAAAACUGCUUUUC